GUGCUGUAGUACAGAAAAAAAAAUCUAACUUAACUAAUUUCUAUCAGCGGUGGAAAAAUUAUUGAUAGGAUCAGAUCGACUAGCUCGGUAGCGGAGCAAUCCAACGACAAACUAGCACACACAAAAAUAGAUAAAAAAGAAACAGGAGGGAAAGAGUUGGACUGAUUUGUGGACUUGGUCCAACAUAAAAGUUUUACUUAGCAGUGUUCAUACAUACAAGAAAUAAUUGGGUAGCCUAGCUCACCACAUAAGCAUUGGAAUUGUGGAUUCGCUGGGUAAUUUAAAAAAAUAAAUUACUGGCGUUUCGCGUUUAAUUAUAUUAUUUCUUACGGGAAUGUAGGAAGAGGGCGCUUAAAAUUUCAGUAGCGGAAGGUUAGAGCGACGGUUGGCUUACCGGGAUUUUCGGCGAUUUGAUUCUUGAUCGAGUGUGAUAAGGCAAAUCAAGUGUUCACUGUAGCCCAAGAAAGAUAGAUGUUGAUGUUGUGAUUGAGAUGGAUCGGAUAAGGAGCUGGUUGCAGAAAUUCCAAAAACAAGGGGAUAAGCUGAAGUUUCGGCCCAUGAAAAAUAAGGAGACAGAUGAUAGGAAAAAUGGGCAGAAACCUCAAAUUGAUGAUGCACCUUCAAACGCCACUCAGCAGAAGGUUGCUGCUGCAAAGCAGUACAUCGAAAACCACUACAGGACCCAGAUGAAGAGCUUGCAAGGACGGAAGGAGAGGCGACAGAUCUUGGAGAGGAAGCUUGCUGAUGCUGAUGUUUCUGAAGAGGAGCAAAACAACCUCAUAAAGAACUUAGAGAGAAAAGAAACUGAAUACAUGCGCCUUCAAAGGUAUAAAGUGGGAGUCGAUGAUUUUGAACUGCUGACAAUUAUCGGGAGGGGUGCAUUUGGGGAGGUGAGGCUUUGUAGAGAGAAGACCACCAGGCAAGUGUAUGCAAUGAAGAUACUAAAAAAAUCUGAAAUGCUUCAUAAAGACCAGGUGGAGCAUGUAAAAGCGGAAAGAAAUCUUCUCGCAGAGGUUGAUAGUCCUUGCAUUGUCAAACUCUAUUGCUCCUUUCAGGAUCAAGAAUUUUUAUAUCUUAUCAUGGAAUACCUUCCUGGUGGAGACAUGAUGACUUUACUUAUGCGCAAGGAUAUAUUGACAGAAGAUGAGGCCAGGUUUUAUGUUGGGCAGACUGUGUUAGCUAUAGAAUCUAUUCACAAACACAACUAUAUUCAUAGGGACAUCAAACCUGACAAUUUAUUGCUAGAUCGAAAUGGCCAUGUCAAACUAUCAGAUUUUGGGUUGUGUAAACCUUUAGACCGUACUAGUUUUCCUAAUCUUAGUGAUCCUGACUAUAUGAUUGGGAAAAAUAUCAACCCUUUAUUGGAAAGUGAGGAGCGGUUAAACUCCUACCCUGCACCCAGGCGUACACAACAGGAACAGCUACUACACUGGCAGAAGAAUAGGCGAAUGUUGGCUUAUUCAACUGUCGGUACCCCUGAUUAUAUUGCUCCAGAAGUUUUACUGAAGAAAGGAUAUGGCAUGGAGUGUGAUUGGUGGUCACUUGGAGCAAUCAUGUAUGAGAUGCUUGUUGGUUACCCACCAUUUUAUUCUGAAAAGCAAAUGUUGACCUGUAGGAAGAUUGUGAACUGGAAAACUCACUUAAAAUUUCCUGAAGAGGCAAAGCUUUCACCAGAAGCUAAAGAUCUCAUCUGCAAACUGCUGUGCAAUGUAGAGCAGAGACUUGGAACAAGAGGAGCCCAUGAAAUAAAGGCGCAUCCAUGGUUUAAAGGCAUUCAGUGGGACAGAUUAUAUCAGAUGGAGGCUGCUUUUGUACCUGAGGUUAUUGAUGAGUUGGAUACUCAUAACUUUGAGAAGUUUGAGGAGUCUGCAAUUCCGAUUCAAACUUCAUCGAAGUCUGGUCCUUGGAGAAAGAAGCUUUCAUCCAAAGAUGUGAACUUUGUGGGUUAUACUUACAAGAACUUUGAAAUUGUUAAUGACCACGAUGCACCAGGCAUUGUGGAGCUGAAGAAAAAGAACAAGCCAAAGAGGCCAUCAAUCAAGACCUUGUUUGACACAACAUCUACAACAGGCCAGCCUGUUCUGGGAAGCUUUCUCAACCUUCUGCCUCCACAAUUGGAGGUCUCUGAAAGCCCUGAACCCCCGCCUAACUCCAAUAGAUCCUGAUCAUAUUAACCUCGAUCUCAACCUAGAUAACAAAUGGAGCUUCACAAGUAACCGUUCAUAGAUGAAGCAAACUAAAAAUCGAAAAGGUUUCCUUACAAACUGUUACAUUCUGUUAUUUUCUUCACUGAGUUUAUCUCAAAUAUCAGACCAUCCACCCCUCUCCCACCACCCCACACAAAAGCUGGGUGAAGAGGUAUGGGCUUUUGGUCCUCUGCUGUAAAGCUCUGCUUGCUACUUCCAAGAUUUUGGAUUCUGAUUUUCUAAUCCUCAUACAGACAUGAAGCAAUGUCAGUUCCUUUAUUCUAAAGCAUUACAAAUGAAACAAAGUUGUGUAUAUAUUGCGGCAUUCAUGCUUGUAAAUCCCAGUAGUAGGUCAUAACGCUGUGAACUUUUCACAUACAGAAUGUGUAGCUUUUUGUUUGGUCAUCUCUUUCAUUUUUAGAAAGUGGUUUGUUAAUUUGAUUUCA
Phoenix dactylifera (date palm) is the source of this 2632-nucleotide messenger RNA. The record is from RefSeq and is a predicted model, not a curated record. Lineage: Eukaryota; Viridiplantae; Streptophyta; Magnoliopsida; Arecales; Arecaceae.